This is a messenger RNA of Coregonus clupeaformis (lake whitefish), 1298 nucleotides long. Its product is annotated as CD209 antigen-like protein A. The record is from RefSeq and is a predicted model, not a curated record. NCBI's taxonomy places the organism in Eukaryota, Metazoa, Chordata, Actinopteri, Salmoniformes, Salmonidae. Bases 143 to 928 code for a protein of 261 amino acids. The transcript has 6 exons. Gene Ontology annotation, molecular function: signaling receptor activity.
AUCAUUCAGUAGAUAUUACCAUUGCGAGUCAGUUAGAAAGGUAAUCAUAAGUAAGUUAACACUAUAAGAGGUCAGACAGACUGAAUUAGUUGAUUAAUUGAUUGAUUGGGGUAAUCAUUGAUAUUCGGUACAGUUAGUUAAGAUGGCCAGCUACAUCAACAAACAGGUGAUUGAAUUAAACAAAGUUACUGAAGAAAACCGGAACAGAGCAACAAGGAGCGUGAAGACUGACACCCAUCUCUCAGGACCUGAGGAUUCAGGGAGAAGACUCUACAGGAUGGUUGCUGUGAGCUUUGGGAUGCUGUGUGUUCUACAAGUCACGCUCAACAUCUCUCUGAGACUAGUCUAUAACAGAGGCAUGGGAGAUAAAACCAAUGUGACUGCAGAGAAAGACCAGCUACAGACCAGUUUUAAUACCCUGGCUAAAGAGAAAGACCAGCUACAGACCAGUUACAACACCCUGACUGAAGAGAGAGACCAACAAAAGAGGGAGAACAAUGAUCUCAUGGCAAAGUUCUCUAAUCUGAAACAAACUGCUGAAGGUUGGCAGAAGUUUGAAUCCAGUUGGUACUUCAUCUCUACUGAGACUAAAACCUGGAGGGAGAGUAGCCGGGACUGUCAGGAGAGAGGAGCAGACCUGGUCAUCAUAAACAGUGAUAAGGAACAGGAGUUUCUCUUUGGCCUCAAUAAGAGAGCCUGGAUUGGUCUGACUGACUCUGUUACUGAGGGGACCUGGAAAUGGGUGGACGGAACACCACUGACCAUAAGUCACUGGUACCCACAGCAGCCUGAUAAUGGUGGUGACAACCCAGCAAAUGGGGAGGAGGACUGUGUUGAGCUGAACACAGAAACAUGGCUUCCUGUAAAGGCAUGGAAUGACCAAUCAUGUUUAGACAAUCGUCACUGGAUUUGUGAGAAAGUGGUUUAACAACACCAUGACAACAGAGGAGGCUGGUGGUGGGAGGACAGCCACACAUAAAGCACCCUACAGUGCAUCUAUCUCUCUCUCUAUCUCUCUCUCUCUCCCACUCUCUCUCUCAUAGCAUUGCUAAUGCAUGUAGGCUGAACAUCUCUCUGUAAUCUGUAAAAUAAUUGUUUUAAGUAGAAACAUGUUAUGUGAUUUGCCAAAGCUUGUGCUUUUUUCAUGAUCAAUUAUUAGCAUAAAUCUCUCUAAUAAGAAGAUGAUCUAAGGCUCAGAUUAAGUAAGAAAGGAACAAUGUCCUAGCAGGGUUACCAGCUUCCUGAUUUAAUGUGAUUGGAUCGUUAAAACAAUGAGACUUGCAGUUGGACACAGACGG